Panicum virgatum (switchgrass) is the source of this 3084-nucleotide messenger RNA. RefSeq lists its product as uncharacterized. Lineage: Eukaryota; Viridiplantae; Streptophyta; Magnoliopsida; Poales; Poaceae. The record is from RefSeq and is a predicted model, not a curated record. The transcript is spliced from 5 exons. Bases 183 to 644 code for a protein of 153 amino acids.
GUUGAGGAGGCUUUCCACGAGCGCCGGCGGCGGCGGGUGGCGGCGCCAAAAGGCGGCGCCGCUGGCUCCUUGCCGGAUCUGGGGAAGAAAUCGCAAUCACACUCUCCUCUUCCAUAAAAAAGGCUCCAGACUACUAUUACAAAGGCACAGCAAUAUCCAGAUUAAAGAAAAGAGGUGGCACCAUGUCUGGCGGCGUAUUUGCACAAGAAGUUUCGACAGACUACAUGAACAUGUACAAGAUGCGAUCAAUCACUGAUAGGGUUUUGCAUAGUUUUGUGAAUAGAGAUCUUGAUCGAAGAGAGCGUGAAUCUUCUGCAGCCCUUGCGCAAAUUGAAGCAAACUUACUGAGCAGUGGAGACACUAGUGUCACACAAUCUGCUGGUGAGGCUACUCAAAAAAAGAGAAAAAGGACAAUUGAUUUGAACCAGGUGCUCAGCGAUGAUGACAAUGAACCUAUCCUACCUACAGACACCAACUCUCUCUUUGGCUACAACAGCAACAGCUCCAUAGAUGCCAUGGAGCAGGAAUGUAUGAGAGGUUCUAAUUGCAGAGCUGAUCAUGGAAGGACACUUUGCACACCUGUUGCAAAGCAUUUUGGAAUGAACACGGACUCAUUGGCGUCUGCAGAGGAUGUAAAUGGUUGAGGAGAGCAGGCUGCUGAAGUAGAUGGUGCAUCCAUUGAUGAGCUGCUGGACAGAUUCCCACCCACUCAGGAAGAAAAAGAGAUGGAUAACAUGUUUAGUGACACAAACUAUCCCACACUCAGUGAGAUCGUAUCUGCUAUUGCUCCUCAAGAAGGGAUGCAUUUUGAAAUGGAUGAUGUAGCAUUUUACUUGUUUGCUGUGUAUGCAAGACGCAUGGGAUUUGCAAUUAAAAAGAACACAAGCUACAGGUCAAGGAAAACAGGUGAAGUGAACAAGAGAUUGUUUGUGUGCAACAAGCAGAGACACAACGCUGCUGACGACAAUCCUACAAAGCAGAGGAAAACUAAUUUCAUUCAAAGGACAAACUGUCAAGUAAGAAUGCUAGUUAAAAGGGAGAGUGGUCAGUGGUAUGCCUCACUUGUACACCUCGACCACAAUCAUGACCUUAUGCCAUCUGAGUGGUUGGUUAGGUUCAUGCGAUGCCACAAAAAUAUUUCAGAAAGUGACAAAAAGUUCAUAGAGAUACUGCAGAAAAGUAGAGUUCCCCCACGAAAGGUUAUGACAAUAUUUCGAUCUCUAAUGGGCAGUUUCAGAAACAUUGGCUUUGAUGAAACAGAUAUAGGUAAUAUGAGAUCUGCUGAGAGAGAAAAGCAUAAGAACAGAGACAUCAGAGAUUUGCUGGAGAUGUUCACUAAAGAGCAAGUGAAGACCCCGGGCUUCUACUAUAGCAUGCAGGUGGAUGAGAAUGACACGGUGAGGUCAGUGUUUUGGACAGAUCUGAUGGGACGCAAUAACUACCACUUGUUUGGUGAUUACAUCUCUUUUGAUACGACGUUCAGUACGAACCGAUACAACAUGCCAUUUGCCCCUAUUGUUGGGGUCAACAACCAUGGAAACACGGUCCUUUUUGGCUGUGCACUUCUCCAAAAUCAAAAGACCAGCACAUUCAAGUGGCUAUUGGGGGCAUUUCUUGAUGCAAUGGGUGGAAAGAUGCCAAUAAACAUAAUAACUGAUCAAGACAAAGAAAUGUGGAAAGCGAUUGCAGCUGUUUUUCCUGAUGCUACGCAUAGAUUUUGCUACUAGCACAUAUUAGAGAACAUAAAGAAGAACUUGACCAGCUACUUGUCUGCACGUGGUACUAUGGGGGCUGAGCUGAGAUACGUUAUAAGGAACACAUUCACUCCAACUGAAUUUGAGGAUGGGUGGAAGGCUGUAUUAGUGAGACAUGGAGUUGAGAGCAACGAAUACCUACAGCACCUAUUUGAGAUCAGAGCCUACUGGGCGCUAGCUUACUUCAAGGACAAAUUCUAUCCAUUUUCAUCCACGACUGGGAGGAGUGAAAGUACAAACUCACUAUUCAAGAACUAUGUGCUCCCAAGAGACACAAUUCUAAACUUCUUUGAACAGUAUCAAAUCAUUCAAGAAAAACAAAUCAGCAAGUUGGACCGCAAGAGUUAUGUGUCGCAGGGGACAACUUCGUCUACUUGGUCUAUGACUCUUUAUGAAGAGGAAGCAAUGGCCAUUUUAACAAGAACAAUUCUUGGGAAAAUGCAAAGGGAGAUGCGCAACAGCACAGCUUAUGUGGUGGAGGAGGAGCAAGGGCUGUCAUUCUUGUUGAGAAGGGUGAGAAAAUAUGAUAGGGCUGAAUAUGAGAAGGAUUUGUACAGAGUGACAGUUUCUGAGGAUGGUCAGUUCUAUACAUGCUCUUGCAACAAAUUUGAGAGAGAUGGAAUACAUUGUUGUCAUGUGUUUAACAUUGCUACCAGGAGAGGGAUGACUAAACUACCAGAGUCAUUCAUCCUUCCCCGGUGGACAAUUGCAAUGGAUGCACAGAUUGAUGAGAUGCUGAGGGGCCAUGUGGGCAAGAACAACAUGGAGGCUGAUAGUUCAGUGUGCUAUGCCAUAAUGAUGAGCAAGAUGUCCAAAGUUUGUGCAGAUAUGUCUUGUGAUGAGUCUACAAGUUCAAUGUUUUUGCAAGGUGUGGAUGAGCUUGUUAAGGCAAUUCACAGCAUAAAAGCUGGCGUGGUAGUUGCUGAACCCCAUGUUAUUACUGUGGGUGGAACAAAACAAGCAUCUGAAUCUGAAAAUAUGAUAGAAGCACCGCACACCUACAAGGACCCUCCACAAUCUCAAGCUUCAAGUGUAGCUGUGGGUGAUAGGUUGAAGCCAAUUCAUGAGAAGAUCUUGAUACAGGCUAAAAAGAAAAAAGAACCUCGAAAAUGUACUAUUUGCAGGUCAACUACGCAUUUUAGAAACAAAUGCCCUGAUGUGAUGAAUGGUGCCACAGAGAAAAUAGCAGAAAUAGGACCAUAGGAGUGUACGGGCGCAAGAAAAAAAGAGGAAAAAAAGUGGCAUGAUAUUAAUUUAUUACUGUUUAAACAUUAAAGUGUAUUGACUAUAUAUGUGUGUUGGAUUGCUGUGCUGGAAUGAGACGGCUAUA